This is a messenger RNA of Spirometra erinaceieuropaei, 2137 nucleotides long. The record is from the annotation of a GenBank genome assembly. Lineage: Eukaryota; Metazoa; Platyhelminthes; Cestoda; Diphyllobothriidea; Diphyllobothriidae.
AUGAAGAAACGGGCCGACCUGCAAAAGAAAUUACAAUCUCUUUUGUGCACGGCCAGCGAGAACCGAAUGUCCACGAAGGUUGUUAAUCUUUCAAAAAGGGACCUAUCUUCUACUGAAAUAAGUCUCCUGUCUAAGGGAAUAAGAUUCAGUCACACCGAUGCUGCACCUACGGACUUCCUAGCCAGCCUUGAAUCCCUCCUUCUGACCUCAGACGUCCCUGACGACAUGUGUGCGGACAUUCGCAGUUGCGCCACUGGUCUCCUUCGACAGAGGAAACAUCACCAAACCCUACCGACCGAAGAGAAAAAGGCGUUGCGAUCGCUAAAGACAGAUGACAAAAUAGGUAUUAUGUCUGCUGACAAAGGAGGAGCAACCGUUAUCAUGGACAAGGUUGACUACGUCAACAAGGCAAACCAAAUCUUCGAUGACAGGGAAGCCUAUGCACCACUUGCUGCAGAUCCAGCGAAAAAGCAAGCCGCGACUAUCAAGAAGAAAGUGAAUGAGCUUGCCCGAUUGAAGCUCAUAAGCCCCGAUGUCAGCAGAUCUAUGACCCUCAAUGACCCCCGUAUCGCACGUGCGUACGGCCUUCCAAAGGUGCACAAGAAAGUUGCGUCGCUGAGGAUCAUUGUGCCACUUAUUGGGUCCCCUACUUACAGCCUCACCAAAUGGUUAUACAGACACUUAAAUCACUUCACUAAUGGGUCGCAAUACAGCAUCAAAGAUUCUCAGGCUUUCCUCCAAAAGAUCCAACGCCCUGAAGUAAGUCCUGACGAAUGCAUCCUAUUGUUCAAUGUUUUUGCGGUUUUCUUCAAAACCGCAUGAAUUGGCAAUCGAUAGCCUCAAGAAUUAUUGCCAGUUAGAUGACAAGUAUUAUCAGCAAGUAAAAGGCACCCCAAUGGGCUCCCCAAUAUCGGGGCUGCUUGCAGAACUAGUCUUGCAGCGACUAUAACAGGAUGUUGUGCACACCUUCGAACCGAAAAUGUGGCUCCGCUACGUAGAGGACACAUUGGUCAUCAUAAAGAUCAGCGAAGUUAAGCCAUUGCAGUAGAACUUAAAUUGCGUCUUCAUGGCUUUACAGUUCACUCGCAAAAAGGCAACAAAAGAUAACCUCCCGUCCUUAGAUUUGAGUAUACAAAGACUUAGUUAUGGCAAACUAGCAACAAGCGUCCACCGAAAAGACUCAUGUGCCGAAAUCAUCCCUAACUAUGGUAACAAUCAUCUUGGGGCUCAUAAACGAAGCUGUGUCCGCACUCUUUUCCAUCGGGCCUAUCAUAUCUGCAGGUGAUAGCUUACUUAAGAAUUGGCCUAAUUACAUCAGUUAUUCCGCUCCAACGGCCAAUUUUGUAGCAAAUUGUCUCAGGCACCAGAGACAACCACCAAGCCCCGCGUCUAAUGUAGGUAGUCUCACAAAAAUUCUAUUCACUGUCGUACGUUCAAGGACUUUCUGAAACACUCCCGGCAAUUAAAACGCUUUGGCAUCUCCAUUGCCCACAAGCCCGCAUCUUUCCUACGCGAGGCAUUAUGACAAGUAAAGGACUCGGUGCCUAAAGAACAGCUAACUAACGUCAUCUACCACAUCCCGUGCGCCAAGUGCCCUUGUGUUUAUAUUGGACAUACAGACCGAUGACUUGGGAAUCGCAUUAACGAGCACAAGUUAGCCCUCCACCGACGUGAAUCUUUGUCUCUCGUGUUUGUACACGCCCCUGGAUAUGGCCACCGCUUUAUUUGAGACGGUAGUGAAGUGAUCGCAACGGCUAAGACCAGACAGGAGCGAGAACUCCCCGAAGCUUAGCACUCUGGCACGACCAGCAUCAACCACCACGUCGAUCUAGACGCUCACUACGAGGGUUUACGUACACGCUCACUGUCUUGUUCUCACACCAUAACAACUGCUAACCCCCCACUCGGCCACAUAUAAGUAUUCAGUCUUGACAUUCCCUCUCCCUUGCGACACGGUGAACAACAACCGAAACCCCUAACACCAACGCCGGAGCAUUGCCCCCUGACCUCAGCCCGCAUCAACGACCAACCGCCCGCAUUCCCACUGAUCCGCAAUUCUCUCGCUCUUUCUCCACCUCCAACACAGGGAGCCCUAACGGUUCUCCCUUCCCUUCCCUCGCCCCAAAGCUUACCAUAA